CCAGCUCUUCUCUUCAGUUAGAGGGGAGCACUAAGACUAGAUGGCUCACUCUGAUAGCAGGGAACGAGGGACUUUGGUAGGACUGUCUCAUCGCAGAAGGGAAGAGAAUGCAUUGGGACAGGGAGAGUGAGAUGGGCAGCUUCUUCACUCCCAGUAGAACAGUGAGAAACUGAACUGAAACUGAGAUGGAUGGAGCUUACAUGCGAUACAUCAUGUCAGGGACCAUGGUUAUGAUGAAGCUCUCUGCCCUCCUCAUUGCCUAUUUCCUGGUCAUUUGUCAGAUGUACAGCUCACAUGCAGCUCCAGCCAGAACUGGUUUAGAGUCCAUGACAGACCAAGUCACGCUAACUGACUAUGAAGCCCGAAGGCUACUCAAUGCCAUCGUCAAGGAGUUUGUUCAAAUGACUUCAGAGGAACUGGAGCAACAAGCCAAUGAAGGAAAUAGCAGCGUUACAGCACAGAAGCGUGCGUGCAAUACUGCCACAUGUGUCACCCACCGCCUGGCUGACUUCCUGAACAGAUCAGGAGGAAUGGGCAACAGUAACUUCGUCCCCACCAACGUGGGCGCCAAGGCGUUCGGACGACGAAGGAGAGACAGCCCCAUGACAGCACCUAUGUGAAUGUGUCAACAGGCCUCAGGGAUUUGAGUAUGAGCCCUUUAGUGAGACAACAGUACAUCCUGUCCUGAACCAACUACAGACAUCUGGGAAUGACAACGCUUCACUGUUUAAAAAAAAAAACCUUCAAACUACAGAACUGAUUUCCUGCAUACCUCUUGCAUACUCUGUGUUACCGAUAUUCAUUUUUGCUCUAUAACCAUGAGGAGACAAACUAGAAAAGAUUGCAACAAAAAUGAAAGAACUAACUUCUGUUAUGUCAAUUUUCACCAGAUCAUUACCCUGUACAAGCCAGUUGGUUCUGUCCCGUUUUGGCUUAGAGCACAUGUACAGUUUGACCCUGACUCCCCACCCCUCCUCUCUCCUGUGUCAGCAGCACACUGCAGGGGGGCGGAGACUACAUCAAGCUCCGCCCCCACAAGCUUCCCUGACCAUGGCUGUGUCUUGUGCCUUGAUGUUGACCACUUCUUCACGUUUCAUUAAUUGUACAGUAUGUUUAAAGAGUGAAAGGAAAAAGAUAGAACAAUCUAAAUAUUGUAACAAUUGUGAAUCUA
This is a messenger RNA of Oncorhynchus masou masou (cherry salmon), 1171 nucleotides long. Its product is annotated as calcitonin-1. NCBI's taxonomy places the organism in Eukaryota, Metazoa, Chordata, Actinopteri, Salmoniformes, Salmonidae. The transcript is spliced from 5 exons. The record is from RefSeq and is a predicted model, not a curated record. Bases 186 to 620 code for a protein of 144 amino acids. Gene Ontology annotation, molecular function: calcitonin receptor binding; hormone activity. Gene Ontology annotation, cellular component: extracellular region. Gene Ontology annotation, biological process: regulation of cytosolic calcium ion concentration; adenylate cyclase-activating G protein-coupled receptor signaling pathway.